AUGACCACCCCAAAUCCUCUCAAAAACAUACUCCUCCUCGGCGCCACAGGCUCCCUCGGGCGCCCCAUCCUAACCGCCCUCCUAUCCGAACCCACCUUCACCGUCACAAUCCUCACGCGCGCCACCUCCGCCUCAACCUUUCCCCCAGGCAUCCCCGUCAUCUCCAUCUCCGAUGCGUUCACCGUCUCGGAACUGACAGAAUCCUUCAAAGGCCAAGACGCCGUAGUCUCCGCCAUAAACACCACCGCCAUAACAAAAGAUGACCUCGCCUACCGCAUCAUCGACGCCGCCCUCGCUGCAGGCGUAAAACGCCUCAUCCCGUCUGAAUUCGGGGCGAAUAAUCUCGACCCAAGGGCGGCGGAGUUGGCGCCUGUGUAUAAGCUCAAGGGCGAUAUGCUGCGAUACCUCAUGCAGAAAGCUGAAGCUUCAAACGGCGCGUUAACAUGGACGUCUAUCGCGUGCGGCUCGCCGCUCGACUGGGCGCUUGACGCCCCCAAAUCUGGGAAUUUUCUAGGCAUCGACGUCAAGGGGAGGAAGGCGAUGAUUUGGGAUUCGGGAAGCGCAAGGUUCAGCGUUACGACCCUUGCGAACACCGGUCUCGCCGUUGCACGCGUUUUGCAAGGUCCUGAGACGACUGCGAAUAAACAGAUCUUUCUGUCUGAUUUUGUCACUACGCCGCGCGAAAUCGUACACGCUCUAGAGCGGCAGAUAGGGGAGAAGUUCGCACUUGAGCAGAGGAAGUCGGGGCCGGAGAUCGAAGCUGCGAAGGAGAGGUUCGAGAAGGGCGAGUUUGAAGCGACGUAUAAGCUGCUGGCGAUUAGCUUUGUGGGGGAUGUGGAUGUGGGAUAUGACUUUGAGAAGGAGCAGAAGGUGUGGAACGGGAAGUUGGGAUUGCCGAGGGUGACGCUGGAUGAGAUUGUAAAGGGGGCGGUUAAUUUGGUCAACGCGAAGGAGUGA
This is a messenger RNA of Didymosphaeria variabile, 957 nucleotides long. RefSeq lists its product as uncharacterized. The transcript has 2 exons. Gene Ontology annotation, molecular function: oxidoreductase activity. Lineage: Eukaryota; Fungi; Ascomycota; Dothideomycetes; Pleosporales; Didymosphaeriaceae. The coding region runs from base 1 to 957 and encodes 318 amino acids. The record is from RefSeq and is a predicted model, not a curated record.